GGUGAUUUUGAUUUUGAUUUUGAUUGUGCGAACUUUGAAGCAAUUAACUUUCAGAAAACAGCAGGGAUUUUCAGAAUGUCUGCUUAUACCAUAAUGACCCAAAAAGGUAGGCAGCUGAAUGACCUGCAAGAACGCCUCAAAGGAAUUCAUGAUGAAGUUGAAGUAAGAAGCAGGAUGAUUGAACAAACGAAAAGAAAAAUAAAACAGUUGGAUGUUGAAGAUGAAAAAUCAAACAAAAGGCGAACAUCAUUGGAUAACAUGAAAUUUUUGAGAGUUUCAGACUUGGAUAAGAUUGAAAAUCUCGAGAGAGUUACGAGAAACACUGAAAUCCAAGAGAAUAGUAGGUAUGGGGAAUUGAUGGAAGACUUGAAGAGGAGUGCUAUGGCUCUAAAUUGUGAGGUACGCGUUACAAACAAGGAAGAAGUGGAUAAAGCGAAAGACUUGCAAAACUUGACUGGCCUUCAUAUCACUGUUUUUGUCUCCUCUGAGAACUUUGAACUACUCAAAGAACACAUGGAUGGAAUGACUCGCAUGGAUGGAAUGACUGUUAAUAUAACGAGCCAAGAAAUUGAUCAAGCAAAAAGAAAGCGUAAUGAAGGUGAUCAGCCAGAAACGUCUGCUAAGCGCUCAAGGGACUAGAGGACUGACUUUUCAAUCAUUGAUACGAGGAAAUGUACUGUGGGUGAGGACAGCAAAUUGUUUCAAUGUUUCUUUUUUGAUUUUCUUGAGACUGUUUCUACAUGUUAUUGAGGUAGAGGGGCCUGUCCUGCUUCCUUUCUGCUUGUUUGUUAAUGUUGCUUAGGAGAAAAAAAAAAACACUUUGCAUUAGCUCAUGAAAUACUUCUUGCACAAGUCACUUUAACCAAACAAUGUUGACAAUGUUGUUGUUUUAAUUAAUGAGUAAUGGUUCCAUUAUAUAAGAGGAAGUUUUGUAAAA
Molecule: messenger RNA, 937 nt
Organism: Cornus florida
Lineage: Eukaryota; Viridiplantae; Streptophyta; Magnoliopsida; Cornales; Cornaceae
Exons: 2
Coding region: 76-639 (187 amino acids)
Source: RefSeq, a predicted model, not a curated record